Molecule: messenger RNA, 1478 nt
Organism: Aspergillus neoniger CBS 115656
Lineage: Eukaryota; Fungi; Ascomycota; Eurotiomycetes; Eurotiales; Aspergillaceae
Product: ribosylnicotinamide kinase
Exons: 2
Coding region: 25-1074 (349 amino acids)
Cellular component (GO): cytoplasm
Source: RefSeq, a predicted model, not a curated record
UCCCCCCCAACACCCCAUCCCAAGAUGCCGCCGCCGCCUCCUCAAAAACAACAAAAAACAACCAUAAUCGCCAUCUCCGGCCCCUCCAGCAGCGGCAAAACGACCCUCGCCCGACUCCUCCAACGCAUCUUCUCCAAACUAACCCCGCAAUCAAACACAAAUCCCAAUCUCCGAACAUUCAUCGUCCACGAAGACGACUUCUACCAUCCAGAUGACAAAAUCCCCCUAAUCCCCCACCCCCGCAACCCCACCACCUCGAUCCAAAACUGGGACACGCUUUCCGCACUCGACAUCCCAUUCCUCAGCGCCGCAUUAUCCUACAUCCAUUCGCACGGACACUUGCCUCCGCGCCUACGGUCAAAGGAGGAUUUGAAUGAUGUGGCGGAGUCCGGGGUAUCAGAGGAGGUUGUGUCUCGGAUGAGGGAGGUGGUUAGGGAGCGGGUUCCUGGGUACUUUCUUGAUACUAAGGUCAAUUCUACUUCUGAGGAUGGGGAUGGGGAUGGUGUCAGGACUAUCGUCUUCUUGGAGGGGUUUCUGCUUUUCGCACCACCCAGGGGGGAAGAUCCGGACCAUGGGUUGAGGGAUAUGCAGGAGAAGAUGGAUGUGAGGUUGUUUUUGCCGGCGAGGUAUGAUAAUGUUAAGGAGAGGAGGGAGGGGAGGAGUGGGUAUGUGACUAUUGGGCCGGCGCCGGUGCAACAGCAGGGUGGUGAGGGUGAGAGUAGUGGGAGUACGGAGUUGCCGCAGAGAGGGUCGGUGGAGGUGGAUUUGGAGAAGGAUGAUAGGCCGCCGCAGAAUUUCUGGACGGAUCCGCCGGGGUAUGUUGAUGAUAUUGUGUGGCCUAAUUAUGUGCAGGAUCAUGCGUGGUUGUUGUUGCCGGAGAGGGACGAAGGGUCGACGGAGUGGAGGAAUGCGGACACGCAGGAGCUGGUCAAGCUGGUGGGACAGGGAGUGAAUCUGAGAAUGGAUGCGGGUGUAACGGUGGCUCCUGGACAGGGAGAGGCGUCUAUGACGGACAUUCUCGAGUGGGCGGUCGAGGAAGUACUCAAACACAUUGCGGAAACAGAAGGACAAUGAGAACCUGGUUCAUCUGUAGUACCUAACUACACAGAGUACCUCCCCGAAGCCACUCCCUUGCCUCUAUCAUGAAUCCCCAGUUGAUUCCACGUAACAACCUCAGCGACCUCCUCCAGGGUUCCAUAACCGCCCGGAAGGGCUACAAACCCUGACCCAGGACCACCGGCGAGAACUUCCUCUGCCAUUUUUUGUUUUCGCUCGUGCAUGCUGUCCACGAUGGUGAUUCUCCCGUAUUCGCCCUCGGCUGGUGAAGACCCUGGGGCAAGCAUUCGCUCGGGUUGUUUCCCAUCCUCCUGGGCCUUGCUUUCGGCCUGGCGGCUGACUGUCUAUUCCUCUUUUCCAUCUUUCCUAUUAUGCGACAGUCUCGCCGUGAAUCUCGCUUUCCACUGGGCCCCGCCAUCCAA